AUGAUGAAACGACUCGAAUGCAUCAUGACAACGCCAGAAGACGGGGCAGCGGGCGAGUGGAUUUGUCGUCUGGUUGGUCAUCUUCUCAAUUUGCCCAGUUCCCCUGGCCUGCCUACGAUUGGCCGAAUCGCCGCGUCCCUCAGCUCGGCCAAUGACCAAUCGCGGCGAUUGCUCAAUCCCGACUGGGAGCGUUUUGCUGGCCAACCCCCCGACUGUAGGUGUGGUGAUGCCGUCGGCUGGAUGAGACCACUUGCCUCCUAG
Messenger RNA from Protopolystoma xenopodis, 261 nucleotides. The record is from the annotation of a GenBank genome assembly. NCBI's taxonomy places the organism in Eukaryota, Metazoa, Platyhelminthes, Monogenea, Polystomatidea, Polystomatidae.